Molecule: messenger RNA, 915 nt
Organism: Aspergillus luchuensis
Lineage: Eukaryota; Fungi; Ascomycota; Eurotiomycetes; Eurotiales; Aspergillaceae
Product: putative secondary metabolism biosynthetic enzyme
Exons: 1
Coding region: 1-915 (304 amino acids)
Source: RefSeq, a predicted model, not a curated record
AUGCAUACGUUCAACAGCUGGGAUAUUCCUGACCUUCACGGCCAGGUCAUUAUUGUCACUGGAGGCAAUGCGGGUCUAGGGUACGAAACCAUCCGCCAGCUCGGCAAGAACAACCCAGGUCGCAUCUAUCUCGCUGCUCGAUCUAGAACCAAAGCCGAACAAGCAAUGACCCAGCUUAAUCAAGAAAAUCCAGGACACACCGAGUCACGAUUCCUCCAAUUGGAUCUGGCUUCGUUUGAGAGCGUCAAAGAAGCUGCCGCAGACUUCCUUCGUCAAGAGACGCGCCUUGAUAUCCUCAUAAACAACGCUGGUAUAAUGAUGACUCCAGAAGAUGUCACCACGGACGGAUACGAACACCAAUUCGGCACAAAUGUGCUGGGUCCUGCCUUGUUCACCCAACUUCUGCUGCCCACUUUGCGCAAGACAGCAGAGGUCAACAGCCAAACUCACAUGGUUAUGCUCUCCUCGGCUGCACAGGCCAUGGCGCCCAGUGAUGUGUACAACUUCGAUGAGCUUCGUACGAACGCUGCCAACCGCCGCACUACUCAGCGCUACACCAUGUCCAAGCUCGCCAAUCUCCAUUAUGCUAGAGCGUUGGCUGAGAGGGAAACAAAGGUGAAGAUUAUCUCGGUUCAUCGCGGGAUGGUGGCAACUAAUCUCCAUCAUUCGUCCACUGGCAUCUUCCCUAAACCGUUCCUCCACGCUGCGGUUCACUUUGCUGCAACACCGGUAGAAAAAGGGGCGCUCUCUCAAGUCUUUGCGGCCGUCAGCCCAGAAGCAAAGCACGGGCAGUACUACGGCCCUAUAGGCAAGACCGAAAAUGGAUCCAAAUUGAGCCGCGACCAUUAUCUCCAGGAGCGAUUGUUCAGGUGGAUUCAGGCCGAGCUUUCAACUCGUGUGGGAACAACGAUGUGA